AUGGCGGAGUGGGACGACAACACAAAGGCGCAGGUCAAGAAGAUCCCACUGCUGACGGAGAACGCGGGGCCCAGGGACCCUAAGGAGAAAUGGGAUGCGCGGCUGAAGCAGCUGCUCGGGGGUGUCUACAUCGUCAACAGCAUCAACCGCAUCAACUCGCCCAAGCGUUUAUAA
Messenger RNA from Monoraphidium neglectum, 174 nucleotides. RefSeq lists its product as hypothetical. Bases 1 to 174 code for a protein of 57 amino acids. The record is from RefSeq and is a predicted model, not a curated record. Lineage: Eukaryota; Viridiplantae; Chlorophyta; Chlorophyceae; Sphaeropleales; Selenastraceae. The transcript is spliced from 2 exons.